Monoraphidium neglectum is the source of this 924-nucleotide messenger RNA. RefSeq lists its product as hypothetical. The transcript is spliced from 6 exons. The coding region runs from base 1 to 924 and encodes 307 amino acids. The record is from RefSeq and is a predicted model, not a curated record. Lineage: Eukaryota; Viridiplantae; Chlorophyta; Chlorophyceae; Sphaeropleales; Selenastraceae.
AUGACUGCCUCUGCCCUCGGCGCGGGCAGCCUGGAUCUCACAGGCCACACGUUCCUCGUCACGGGUAGCACAGACGGCAUCGGCCAGCACACCGCGCUGCGCCUAGCGGCAGCAGGCGCGACGGUGCUCGUCCACGGCCGCAGCCGGCAGCGCACCGACGCCGCGGCAGCCAGGGUCAAAGACGCGGCUGCGCGCGGCAGCGGCGGCAGUAAAAUCGGCGACGUGAGCGACAGGGUUUACUCAUAUGUUGCUGAUCUGGCGGAUCUGGGGCAGGUGAGGGAGCUGGCAGUGGCGGUGAGGGCAGAGCAUCCCGGCGGCAUCCACACGCUCAUCAACAACGCAGGCGUAUACUCCGAGCGCAUGGCCAAGUCUGCCGACGGGUUCGAGCUGACGUGGGCGGUCAACGUGACAAAUCAGGUCAUCACCACAAGCAGCAUAUCAGCAUCAUCACACCUCGACAUGCGCAACCUUCAGCAGGAGCGUGGAUUCAGCGCCCACUCUGCCUACAGCGCCAGCAAGCUGUGCAACCAGGUGUUCACCUUGAAGCUGGCCCGCUUGCUUGCCGAUGCAGGGAGCCCCGUGCUGGCCAACACUCUGGACCCUGGGACAGUCAACACUAAGAUGCUGCUGGCCGGCUGGGGCCGCAUCGGGAUCGAGGCACGCUGGGCGCGGUGUCCGGGGAGUGCGGCUGGCGCAGUUGUGGGCAGUGUCCGCGCUUCUGUCCGGAAUGAUUCGCUGCAGGGCGUGGCGGUCAGGGAUGCCGACAACACCUUCCAGCUGGCGACAAACCCCGGCGGCGAGAGCGGCAAGUACUACGUCAGCGGCCGCAGGGCGCGCCCUGUUUCGGACGCGGCCGAUCCCGAGCUGCAGGAUCACUUGUGGGCGCUGUGGGAGCAGCAAACAGGUGCCGAGUUUUGGCUGUAG